UUCGAACACUAGAAAGAAUUUCUCACGCGAGCCUCUCUCUCAUAGUUGUAGCUGAAUCGCGCAGACAAUGCGAAAUACCUCACUCCCGCCAUUCCUCCUCCUCCUUCUUCUUCUCCACUCGAAUUGACGUCUCAUUCUAAUCCAAUCUCGCGAUUUCCUCCAAUUUCCACAUCCGAAACCCUAAUUCCUCCGCUCAAACUCACAUCACAACCCCUCCAAUUUCCCCACUUCGGCCUCGAUCGAAAACCCUAGCCAUGCCCUCCCUCAUCUCCCCCGGCAAAAUCCACCGCCUGGAGCUCGAGAACUUCAAGUCCUACAAGGGCCACCAGGUGAUCGGCCCCUUCUACGACUUCACCGCCAUCAUCGGCCCCAAUGGCGCCGGAAAGUCCAACCUCAUGGACGCCAUCAGCUUCGUCCUGGGAGUCCGCACGGGCCACCUCCGAGGAGCUCAGUUGAAGGACCUCAUCUACGCGUUCGAUGACAGAGAGAAGGAGCAGAAGGGGCGGAGGGCCUUCGUCAGGCUGGUUUAUCAGAUGGGGAAUGGGUCGGAGCUCCAGUUCACGCGGACCAUCACCAGCGCUGGAGGCAGUGAGUACCGGAUCGACGGGAAGGUGGUAACGUGGGACGAGUACAAGGCUAGGUUAAAGUCGCUCGGGAUUCUCGUCAGUGCGAGGAACUUUUUGGUGUUUCAGGGUGAUGUUGAAUCCAUUGCAUCCAAAAAUCCAAAGGAGCUCACUGGACUGUUGGAGCAGAUAUCUGGAUCUGAAGAACUCAAGAGAGACUAUGAGCAGCUUGAAGCUGAAAAAGCUGUGGCAGAGGAAAAAUCUGCUCUUGCAUAUCAGAAAAAACGAACUGUAGUGUUGGAAAGAAAGCAGAAGAAGGAACAGAAAGAAGAGGCUGAAAAGCAUAUCCGUUUGCAGGAUAGAUUGAAAAAGUUGAAGGAGGAGUACUACUUGUGGCAAUUGUAUCACAUUGAGAAGGAUGUUACUAGGACAAAUGAGGACCUCGAAGCUGAAAUAAAAAGUCGUGAAGGUGUUAUUCACGAACUAGAAAAUUUUGAGCACGAAGCAAGUAAAAAAAAGAAAGAGCAAGCCAAAUAUCUGAAAGAGAUUGCACAAUGUGAAAGAAAAAUUGCUGAGAGAAGUAAUAAGCUCGACAAAAGCCAACCUGAGCUUUUGAAACUGAAGGAGGAGAUGACUCGUAUCAGGUCAAAAAUUGAGAGAACUGAGGCAAAGGUCCCUAGAUGGCAGUCAUGGAGGACUAGAAGCCCUGGAGUCUGGGAAGGUGGAGAUUGA
Eucalyptus grandis is the source of this 1295-nucleotide messenger RNA. Its product is annotated as structural maintenance of chromosomes protein 1-like. The transcript is spliced from 6 exons. Gene Ontology annotation, biological process: sister chromatid cohesion. Gene Ontology annotation, cellular component: cohesin complex; nucleus. Lineage: Eukaryota; Viridiplantae; Streptophyta; Magnoliopsida; Myrtales; Myrtaceae. The record is from RefSeq and is a predicted model, not a curated record. Bases 255 to 1295 code for a protein of 346 amino acids. Gene Ontology annotation, molecular function: DNA binding; ATP binding; ATP hydrolysis activity.